AUGGAGGGUCUGCCCUCAGGUUAUCGUCCCAACGUUGGAGUGUGUCUAAUCAAUGAUGAUAAUAUGGUCUUUGUAGCUUCCAGACUGAAUGUUCCUGGUGCAUGGCAGAUGCCCCAGGGGGGGAUUGAAGACAGUGAGGAUCCAAGAUCUGCAGCAAUUAGAGAAUUGAGAGAAGAAACUGGAGUAGUGUCUGCUGAAAUAAUUACUGAGGUACCAAAUUGGUUAAGCUAUGAGUUCCCUCCUGCUGUGAAGGCCAAAGUGAAUCGUCUUUGGGGAGGAGAAUGGCAUGGACAGGCACAAAAAUGGUUUCUUAUGAGAUUGACAAAAGAUGAAAGUGAAAUCAACCUAGCAAAUGGUGAAACAGAUCCAGAAUUCUCAGAAUGGAAAUGGGCAACCCCCGAAGAAGUCGUUGAGCAGGCAGUGGACUACAAGCGGCCAACGUACGAGGAAGUUGUGAGAACCUUUCGACCUUACUUGGUUGGCGCUGGACAAGCUACAAAAUGCUAUUCUACAAAAUGGUGA
Fraxinus pennsylvanica is the source of this 522-nucleotide messenger RNA. NCBI's taxonomy places the organism in Eukaryota, Viridiplantae, Streptophyta, Magnoliopsida, Lamiales, Oleaceae. The record is from the annotation of a GenBank genome assembly.